CACAUCCUCACAAAUCGCAAACACAGCUCCAUCCAGCACCUGCUCAGCAGCGAUCCUCAGAGAGUUCAGCAUGUUUGCACACAAGUUGACACACAUCAUCGCCGUCGCGGCGCUUCUGCUGGUGUCGGCGUCCGCUCAGGAUAAGCCCGUCGAUCAAGCGCAGCCAGCAGCCGCCGCUGGUGACAAGCGCUCGUUCGCUCGUGAUUGCGCCAAUAGCUACUCGACCACCUGCCUCAAGCUGGAUAUCGUCUCGUGGGUGGAUAAGCUCAACGAGAACGACGACUACAGUGUGGUACCGGGUGUGACGGUGGUGCGCGAAGAUGGCUCCGCCCGCUCCAACACCGCCGACAUGGUGGCUGAGUUGGCCCGUGACUUCCCCAAUGAUCCAGACGCUCGUCUCGACGCUUUCCUCAUGAAGAAAGUGACCAACUACCUCAACACACACUCAAUCAAGAUGAACCUUUUCGAUGCCCAAUCUGCUGUGGAGUCCGCCCGUAAAGGAUCCGGUUUCGGUGGUACCAAGGGAGGCGGCGGUGGCAAGAAGGGCGGUAUGGGCGGUAUGCUCUUGGCUGCUGGUGCCAUGAUGAAGGGAACCCUCUUCGCGCUCGCUCUCGGUGCAUUGGCCGCUUUGGCCGGUAAGGCUUUGAUGACAGGUUUGAUCUCCCUCAUGUUGUCCGCCAUCAUCGGUCUGAAAUCCCUGGCUGGCGGCGGUCACAAACAGACCACCUACGAAAUUGUCUCCAAACCGGUGUACUCGCACUCCAACACACACUCCAGCUCCCACGAAGAGCACGGCGGCCAUUCAGCUGGUUAUUCCGGCUACGGCAGGAGCUUCGACAUGCCCCUUCCUCUGGGACUCCAACCCGGCUACCAGCCACCCCAGUGAGUGAUGAUGCGUCCACCAAACGUACGCCCUCUUCAGCGGGGCGAUAUUUAUAAAUUAUUUUAAUUAAAUUAUUUAUUUAUUAACGUUUCCAAUGCGACAACACACUCUGUCUAAUCUUGCGAUCACACCAGUCUUCGAUCAUUUCUGUUGUAUAAUUUUUGUAUUGUUGUACCAAUGCCGAUGAUAAAG
Messenger RNA from Dalotia coriaria, 1075 nucleotides. RefSeq lists its product as uncharacterized. Gene Ontology annotation, cellular component: membrane. The transcript has a single exon. The record is from RefSeq and is a predicted model, not a curated record. NCBI's taxonomy places the organism in Eukaryota, Metazoa, Arthropoda, Insecta, Coleoptera, Staphylinidae. The coding region runs from base 71 to 886 and encodes 271 amino acids.